Molecule: messenger RNA, 12854 nt
Organism: Pongo pygmaeus (Bornean orangutan)
Lineage: Eukaryota; Metazoa; Chordata; Mammalia; Primates; Hominidae
Gene: DPH6
Product: diphthamine biosynthesis 6
Exons: 10
Coding region: 80-844 (254 amino acids)
Biological process (GO): protein histidyl modification to diphthamide
Molecular function (GO): diphthine-ammonia ligase activity
Source: RefSeq, a predicted model, not a curated record
CGCGGUGCGUCACGCGAGCUGCGGCGCGACCUCCUGGCUCCCGCCCGCCUCCGCCGCACGCACGCGCACUGCGCCCAGCAUGAGGGUCGCGGCUCUGAUCAGUGGUGGGAAGGACAGCUGCUAUAAUAUGAUGCAGUGCAUUGCUGCUGGGCAUCAGAUCGUUGCUUUAGCAAAUCUAAGACCAGCUGAAAACCAAGUGGGGUCUGAUGAACUGGAUAGCUACAUGUAUCAGACAGUGGGGCACCAUGCCAUUGACUUGUAUGCAGAAGCAAUGGCUCUUCCCCUCUAUCGCCGAACCAUAAGAGGAAGGAGCUUGGAUACAAGACAAGUGUACACCAAAUGUGAAGGUGAUGAGGUUGAAGAUCUCUAUGAGCUUUUGAAACUUGUUAAGGAAAAAGAAGAAGUAGAGGGGAUAUCAGUAGGUGCUAUACUUUCUGACUAUCAGCGUAUUCGAGUGGAAAAUGUGUGUAAAAGGCUUAAUCUCCAGCCUUUAGCUUACCUUUGGCAGAGAAACCAGGAAGAUUUGCUCAGAGAGAUGAUAUCGUCUAACAUUCAAGCAAUGAUCAUCAAAGUAGCAGCUUUGGGCUUAGAUCCUGAUAAGCAUCUUGGGAAAACCCUGGAUCAAAUGGAGCCUUAUCUCAUAGAGCUUUCUAAGAAGUAUGGAGUACAUGUUUGUGGAGAAGGUGGAGAGUAUGAAACUUUCACUUUGGAUUGCCCUCUAUUUAAGAAGAAAAUAAUUGUGGAUUCGUCAGAAGUAGUCAUACAUUCAGCUGAUGCAUUUGCACCUGUGGCUUAUCUACGCUUUUUAGAAUUGCACUUGGAGGACAAGGGCAGAACGUCAUAAAAUAAGCAGAAUUACAAAUUUGAUUAUCAAACUCUGUUGGAGAAGUCCUGUAUCUUACUGGGCAAAUUGCCCUGGUACCUUGCACAAUGAAAUUUGUUCAUGGUGGAAUACAAACAAAAGCUACUCUGUCCUUAAGCCGUACCCUGAAAAUCCUGGAAGCUGCACACAGAAGCACCAGACUUCAGCACACUUUCAUGGUUCACUGUUAUGAAAUGUUAUGUUAAUGAACAGCCAGCUCACUGCCAUUGCUCUGGAUACCUGGCAGAACUUAAAGACCUAUUAAAAGGUACCUACAGUAUCUAUUUUAUUUCUAGCCUACCAAAGAGCAAUUUAUGAAAAGGUUUUAUUCAGACAAUAUCAAGUCUCAGUGCACUUCAUAAGGGUUUGAACUAAAUCUGGAAUAAUAAGGUUUGAUUGAGCUGUUAUGUUCUGCCUCGUAAUUGGCUGUGCACAAUUGAGAAAGAAAAUUACUUGAUAGAAACUUAUAGUCAUCACUAAUUUUAUCUUAAUUCCCCAAUGCAAUAAGUUAAGAGUUCUUUACAAGCAGCUUAAAGUUUUUAGAAACUGUUGAAAUAUACUAUUUAAAAAUAUUUCUGCCCAUGUAUCACAUUAUGCUUUCUGGUGAGGGAGGUAAUUUUUCUGAUAUUUUAUUCACUUGGGCUAAGAUUCAUCUUAUUUCUCCAAGAACAUUUAAAAAGGACCACAUUUUUUCCAUUCUUCUAAAAUAGUAACUGAGUUUUUGUUUUCUAAUAUGAUAUUUGUGCCCUGGUGUGGGGUUGGAACUUUUAGUUAUCCCACAGAUAUCAAAAGUAGUUUCUGAAAUAUAUUGACUUUAGAUUAUGCCAUAAUUUAUACUAUCACAUCAUCGGAAAGUAAGACUUUUAAGUUAAACAAUUGAGUAAGCUGACGAUUAGAAUAUAGAAGGAACAAGUAUCUGUUCUUUGCUGAGGUUAAGAACUACAUUGGCAAUACCAUCAUUAUUUGCAGAUAAUAUUAUCUACCUAGUAAACCCAUGAGACAUGAACUAUGAGAAAAAUUAAUAUGAGUUAAAUAAGAUUGCUAAGUAAAAAGGAAAUAUAACGAAAAUCUUUUACCUUCUAACUAUCAGCAGUAACCAACUUAAAAAAUCUAAUGGGGGAAAAAGACCAUGUGCACAGUAGCAUGAAAACUAUUAAGAAAUUUCAGGACUGCUCUAAAGAAAACUAUAAAUCUUUCUGGGAGGAUGACACUUUUAAAAAGUGAAAAGAUAUACCUUGUUUCUGAUUUAAAAUAAUUUAAAGAUACCUGUUUUCUACAAUUUUAUUUUUAAAAUAAAUUUAAUUUUAUUAGAAUCAAGUCUCCCAUGGAAUACACUUAACAAAAUGGUUCUGAAGUGUAUAUAAAAAAGAAUAAAGCUGGCAAAAAUAGCCUGAAAGUUUUUGCCAAAAGAAGAAAUAAGAGGGGUAUGGGGAAAGAGAAGAGGAAGAAUAAGAAAGUCUUACACCGCCAAAUAUUAAAAUAUAUUGUAAAGAUACAAUUAAAAUCAUGUAGCACUGGCAUAGUAACAGAUAAGAAUCAGUGGCUCAAACACGACAUUUCUCUAAAUUAUGUGCUUUCACAUUUGUGGAACUGCUAGUGUCUCUUUUGAUCAGAAGGGAAGAUGAGGUCAUGCUGCCUCUUGCAGAUUUGGCAAACCUUUUUUGGAGUUAGUACCCUGGUUUUCCUGAAUGAGCCUUCUAGAUGCUGCACCUGCUAACAGGUGGAGUUUGCAAGCAGUCAGCUCUAGCUGCCUCUUAAUUUAAUUAUGACACUUGUGGUUUUAAUGAAUCUGAUUGUGUCUAAGGCUUGCUUGCAUAUCUGAGAGUCUUUUCCCAUAACUCCUGGGGUCUAUGGAAUUCUUCUAAAUGUUGCUUUCUUCAACUGAUAGAGAAAAUACUUUCUGAAUUUGUGCUUUAUUUUAUUUUUGCUGUGGCUGACACAUUUGAAAUUGAGUUAUUUCACAGAAUCUCCCCCGCCACCACCUCCAGGGACUUCGUUUGGUAUUCAAUGUAAGCUAAAAAUAAAAUGAUAUAAAAUUUCAAAUUAUUUAAGCUAAACUUAAGUUUUACUAUAAACAUAUUUAUUCAUAAUGUAUUUCUUCUCACUUAUCCACAGAUGUGGAUCCCAAUUUAACAUGAGUUUCACCAGUAAACAGUUUAUAGAAUAUUUUCAGUGAGGCUAGUAGGCAAAACAAGUUCUGGUCAUCAUAACAGAGCUUGAAAAAUAAAGGUAAUUUCUAGGCAUGCCAACUAUACUCAUCUUAUAACUAAAUGUAUUACAAAUUCCCACAUCAAAAAGAAAAUUUGAGAAUUCCAGUUGUGGUAUUUAAUUUCCAGUUUAGUUAAUGUCAAGUUAGGCACUACUUACAGUAAUUUGCUACAGAAUCAUCAUCUGUCAUUAUUUUAAGAAAAUACAUUUAUAGCUAAGAAGAAAAUUAGUUUGGGAAAGAUCAUUUUGCGCAGUUGAAAUCUAUAGACUGUAUUACAAGUUAUAAAGAAUGUAUCUAAUUUUGCUUUAAAAACAACUUGCUAUUAGAUGUUAAAUUAUCAUUUUAUAAUUUUCUAUGAAGUGAAAGAAAAGUGUUUUUAAUUUAAUUACCCCUGCCUAAAGGAUAUUCUCAUGGGGAUGAUUAUUAUAGUAAUAAUAGAGUGUAUUCUUAUUGGAAUGAUUAGUAUAGUAACCAAAACAUAUCAUAAUAAGCCAUUGUACUCUUUCCAGGAAUCUUUUGGUUCUUUGGUUUUCUUUGGAGGUGCUAAGUGAGUACAGGACUGACACAAUGUUAUUCAACAUGCAGAUACUUUUUAGGAUCAUAAUGUUGGUUGUUUUUACUAAUUCAGGUCGGGCUUGAUGGCUCAUGCCUUUAAUUCCAGCACUUUGGGAGGCCAGGGGGGAGGAUCCCUUGAGCCCAGGAGUUCGAGACCGGCCCUGGCAACAUAGCAAGACCCUGUCUCUACAAAAAAAAUCAAAAAAUUAGCUGGGCAUGGUGGCACACACCUGUAGGCCCUUCUACCUAGGAGGCUGAGGUGGGAGGAUCACUUGAGCCUAGGAGGUCACAGCUGCAAUGAGCUAUGAUCGCACCUCUGCAUUCUAGCCUGGGCAACAGACUGAGAAUCUAUCUUAAAAAAAAAGCUUUACUAAAUUGACAGUUUCAAAUUAAGUAUUAUCUUGUGUUUCUCCUUUUUCCAUAUCUUUUUAAUGGCAGUGUCAUAUGAUAUGAUGGUUUUAUGAGUUGUUAUGCCUCAUUCAUCAGAGUAAUCAAUGGGGAAAGGAGGCUUAUGGUUGUAGUCCAUUUGUAUUGGAUAGGACAGAUGGCAUUAUUGAUAAAUGGAACUAUUCCAAAUAUUUAUUGUAUAAGAAUAUUACAAGGACUCUGAAUUCUGAAUUUUAAUACCUUUAGUUUCUAAAGUAAUUGGCAAAUAAAGUAUUUAGUUACCAUGUAUCCAUUUAAUCAUAUCAGUGUGUGAAUUUAGCAUUAAUUAUCUUUCAGUUAAUAUGUGAUGGGUAUUUCUCUUUCAAGGCUUUGUGGUUACUUAUCUGAAUUCUGACUAAGCUAUCACUUUGGUCUUGAGUAUUUUAAAGUUAAAAACAAUAUUUGGAGCAGACACUUACUAAGUUCAAGAUAGGAUCUCAGAAGUGACAGAAGCAAAGAUUCCACAGCAUUUCCCCUGCAUUAUCACCUUUGUCCUGUAGGAGGCAGAGAGGGAAAGAGCAGUCUUAGGUCUCUUUACAUUUGCCUCUUUCAUAAGUUUCUACUCUCAAUAGAUUUCCUAAAAUUAUGUUCUAAUAUAACUGUGGACAUAAGGACAUAAUGAUAUGAUUCAGGUUCCAAUUAAAUUUUAUUUUCUCCAUUUGGAAUUCAGUCAUUUGAAGAAGGGUUAAUGCUGGUGUAGUAUCCUUAACGUACCAGCCUCCAAAAUCUUUGGCAUCAUUCCAAAAUCAUAUUCACACUAGUAAAAAUAAACAAAAUCCAGAGGACUUCACUUUUUAUCAUAUAUAUUUUUGUAUUGUUUAAAUGCAUACUAAAAGCAUAUAGCCAUGCCUUAUUUUUGCAAUCGCAAAGUUACAAAUGAUAGUUUUAGUCAUUCUAAAACUUCUGUUACCAUUGCUUUAUUUCUCAAAUACUACCAAAUCUGUUACUGAAGUCUGGCACGUGUUUAAAGACUGCUAGGAGCUCUCUGAUAGUACCUCAAGGUGGCUUGCUAUUUUAUUUAGAAAGCAAUAUAAAUUAUUUAAUGGUAGUGACCACUUUUUCCAAACCAAGAAUCAAUACAUAUUGCCCGACAGUGGGAUUAUUUUUUAAAUUGUGGAUUUGUUAUUGUGAAAAUAUUACAAAGGUUAGAAACUAAAGGUUUUUACAUGUAGUUAUAAAUUUAUUACCUUCAUUAAUGACUGACACCACUCAAUUCUCAGUAUUUAUUCUAGCACACUGUCUUGCACAUAGCAAAAACUCAAUGUUGAUUGCUAUAUUGAGAAAUAAAACAGAGUGGUGUACAUCCAAAAAGACAAUUGGAAAUAUAAAAAUUUAGUUAUAUGCUUUCAAAAUAGUAGUGUAAUCCCACUAAUCAAAUAGAAACUUUAUACUAAAUUUUGAUAAGAUCAAUCUUUUUAAAGGAUUCUUAUAAAAAUAGGCUAUGUAAAUUAUAUUGAAAGAGUAAGUUGGCCAAGCUUUAUUUAAUUUAAAAUAUCUUAUAGUGUUCAAUGGGCCAAGAGGAUAAAGUAAGUUAGACCUAUGUAAACAUAUCCCAUUCAAGAUAGACUCUACUGUAUGAUUUAGGUCAAAAUAACAGCAGUUGUGUUCCUACUGCCCUGGCAAGUACAAAUGGACAAAAUACACCCUGAUAACUCCAGCUACCUUCAAAACUCUAGGACUACUUCAAUGAUUAAAAUGGCAUAGAGAAUAUUCUGAUAGAACUCUCAGGACCAAUAAUAAACCAACAAAAAGACCAGCAUUCAUUGAAUUGGUAUGGAAUUUGAAAUAUUUUACAUGUAUUUUGUUUUUUUUAAAAAUCAAAGUCUAAGUAAUAUAAAAGACGUGUAUUUUGUGGUUAAUAAAGCCUUUUAUGUCCUUUAUUUAUGGAAUCACAUAUAUGAGUGCUUUCCAAUAGAAUUCUGGAAGAAUUUUUACUCUGAACUUUGUAUCUACACUUGCAGCCCUUAACCUUCCCUGAUCUUUUCUCAAUUUCUCACUGUCCGUGUUUCUCUCUUCCUUUGUCUCUCUUCCUUCUGUAUUCACUUACACAUUGAGAGACAGCAAAAUGCAGACAGACACAAACACAGCUAUUACUUUGAAUAACCAAACAAGAAAACUUCCUCACAGGCAACUCUUCAAUGUGGUUAUGUUGUGGUUGUUUUAGGAAGAUUUCAUUUCUCCCCUAUUAUUUUAAAUUUUGUAUGUUGGGAGAGACUAUGUUAUAUCACUUCUUUGACGGAGAAAAGAAAAAGUCUCUAGAACGCAGGAGUUUGAUUACAUUUAUAGUGAUUCAAUUACUCCUUUUACUGUAUUUUGCUAGAGGUUUUUCUCAUGAAAGUUCUUAUCCAGAGUUUUGGGCAUAACCCAUCUUGUCCCCUCAAAAAAGAUCAUACGUUCCUAAAAAUAAGACAUGAAAACUACAUCUCAGCAUUUAAUUUGUGUUCUUAGAAUUAUAUAUGGCCUCCAACAUUUUUUUAGACAAACUAAGAAUGUUAAAAUUGCAUUUCAGAUAACCAAGUCCUGGGUGAAAGCAAAUUUUCUUUAUAUUUUAAGGGCACUAGAAUAUGUAUCCAACUAAUCUUCUUUAAAGAUGUCAUAUGCUUACAGGGGAAAUAAUAAGAGGACGCCCAAUAAUAAAUUUCUAAAUUUAGCCCUGAGUUAUUUGGACUUUGCUUUAAUCAAAUUUAUCUGAAACAUUUUUUUCCAAGCCUUAAUUUCUGAAGACAGGAUGAUGGUAAUUGAUCACGCUGCUGAAUAAUUUUGGCAUAUUAAGGCAGUGUAUAAGCUGACAUUCUUUAACAAAAGCAGCCUGUCAACUAUGGUGCACUUAAGUACAGGAAAGAUUGAUGUUUGCCAAAUGUAAAAUCAGAGAGAAGAAAAAAUAUUUUCAAGUUUAAAGGAUUGCUAACAAUGAAAGAGAAAAAUAAAUAAAAAUUUAGAUGUACAAUAUUGUUGUACCUUGUCAAGGAAGUGUUAAUUGAAAACAGGCCUCCUUUUAAAACAUAAUAUAAGAUCUCCACCAAAAGACUACUCAAGAGUCUGACAAUUAAUGAAAAAGUAGAAUUUUAAAGGUACAAAGUGAUGGCUGACAUUAACAAAAAUUGUGCUGUUACAUUAUCAAAAUGCUAUGCCCUAGAUUGCAUUGUCAAUGCUUUCCUACAGAUUAAUUAAUAUAAUUGGUUAUGUUAUUCACAGAAAGCUGAGUUUUGAAAAAUAUCAGUAUGAAAUCAUGUGAUUCAUAAAUUUAAUCAUAAAUUUAAUAGCUAAAAUACUCCAUCAUAAUUUUAACAGCUAAAAUAUGCAGGUUGCUGUUUAUGCUGCAUAUCAGGUUUAUGACAUUUAUUUGGUAGCUAUAUAUUGUUUUGAAUUUGCAAUAAUUUGAGUUAUUAAAAUGCAGUUUACUUAUGAUCCACGUUGAGAACAUACGGUACAUUCAUAUGACUAGGUAGCAUUGGAUCUUUCAUCUCAGAGUGGUAUGUUUCAUUUGUAGUGACUGUAAUGAGAAUAUUUAACGUGGGUCAAAUGGGGAAUAGUGGCACCCUGGAAGUGCUUAUAAAUAAAUUUCUUUUUUUUGAAUAUAUCAUUCCAUAGUGUAAUUGAAAAAGAUUACCACUCCUUGUUUAAAGAUGUUAUAUUGUUUUAUUUGUGAAUCCAAUGAAAUGUUUGGCAGAAAAGAACACAAAUUGCUCAGAUGAAUUUUAGAAAAUAAGACAUCUGAAUCAAGCAGUAAGACAUUUUAAAUACAUGAGAUACUAUUAACAGUGUUUACCUACAGAAAAUAAGAUAUUUAUAUCUAUAUCUAUAUCUAUAUAUAACUUUUAAAAACUAUUAAUGUUUCCUUUUUAUUCCCAUGAUGGAAAGUGAAGGAAAAUUAUAUUUACUUGCCCACAGACAUGGGAAAGAAAUACCUGGCAGAGCUAUGUACCACAACAGAUUUUUUUAGACUCCUUUUUCCCUGAAGCAAUCUUUUUAUUUGAGCACUGUAAGUGAUUUUCCAUCUUUCUCACUGAAGUGCUCAGGUAUAUUAGCGCCUCUCUCCUUCUCGGGACAUUGACUCUGUUAAAAGCAAGAGAAAAUACGUUAUUUCUGUGUGCUGGUUGUGUCUCCUCUCAUGUUUAAAAAAUAAUAAUAAUUGCUGAACAAGAUCAGCCUGCAUACAAAAACUGACCUGUCACUGAAUGACCAGCUACUGAAAACCCAUUUAAAAAUUAUAUUUGAUUGAAUGGUAUCACCUGAUCUUAGAGAAAGAUGCUGUACAAAAGAAUGCUAGUGUCAAUAAAAUUCAUUGAGCUCUAAAUGAUAUUCUGAAACUGCUUUAGAGCUAAAACAUAUCCAGUGACUGCUCAGGGCUAGUUUACACUGUCUUGGAAGAAUAUGAUAAGUUGGGUCAAUGUUGCAGGUGUAAUAGGCUAAAAUAAUACAACAUUUUCUAAUACAGUUGCAGGCUUCUCCCCUAAGUGGAAAUUUAUUUAUGUUGAGCACAUUCUAGAUUGGAAGCUUGUUUUGAACAUUCCAAUAAAUACAGCAAUUACUUCAGGAAACACAGAACUUGUUGCUUCCUCUAAGAAUUAUUAAAGAAGGUGAGGCCUUCUAUUUGGUAAACUCUCUGUGGUAACAUGAAAGUUCUGCUGUAUAGCCACCAUCCUUGAUCUUCUCAAUACCAUUAGAAGUGAAUUAAUACAGUUACUAUUUAUUGUUUAUGCAUGAUGAAGGCCUUUCAAACGUGCCUAGAAAACAGCCACUAUAUUGUAAAUAGCAGAGACAGUCUACAUCAAUAUCUGGAAUGAGGCAAGAAUGCACAGAAUUCUAUAUUUUAAGAUUAUAUAUAGAUAGAUUAUAUCUAUAAUUUAAGAUUAUUCUGGAAGUUCUAGACAAUUCAGUACUGCAAUGAACUUAUAAAAGAUGUGCUACAAAAAAGGAAAGAAAAUUCUCAUUUUCAGGAAAUAUAUCAUCAGGGCUUAUUCACCCUAUUUCAGAAGAAUAUGCUAAGUUGAGAUAAUGGGAAUGGACUGACAUAACAGACUUUUUCUAGUACAGUUUCAGGCUCCUACCUUACAUAAAUGUAUAGUUACGUUGAACACAUUUCAACAUAGAAAAACCCAAAUGGAUCAACUAAAAAAACCACUUGUACUGAAAAGAAUUAGUUAAAAUGGCAGGAUAGAAAAUAUAUAAUAUAUUUUAAAUUUUUAAAUACAUCACUAUCUUGAUUUGGGGGUGGGAAAGAAGAAAAAUAAAUUUGUGGUAAUAAUCUCAAUUAUCAAAUACCCGGUAAUAUCCUGAAUAAGAAUUGCACAAGACUCUUGUCUGGAAGGAAUUAUAAAACUUUAUUGAGCAACAUGCAAAAAGACAAAUAAAUGUCAAGAAUUAUGCUUCUAAAUGGGAAUAUUGUAAAGAUAGCAAUUAAUGUACAGGUAUGCCUUUAGUAUAUCAGGCAAAAUCCUAGUGGUAUUAUUUUAAAAACAUGAAAUAACUUUUUAAAUGGUCAGGAUUCAGAAUAGCAAAAGAUAAUUUUUAAAACAUUAUAAAGGGGAAUAGAAUUGAUUAAAUAUGAAAAUAUGUUCUUGCACUACAAUAUUUAGAGUGGUAUGGUACUACUGCACCUAGAAUCCAUACAAAGAUCAAUUGAAUGGAACAGAUAAACAUAAAACUAACCCCAGUAUUUCUAUGAACCAAAUAUGACUAGGAAUAUUCCAAUAAUAGAGAUAGGGUAGAUUAUCCGGUGAAGGAUAAUGUAAGAUUUUGCUAGAAUUUGGGGAGAAAAAAAGAAUGAUACAAUGAAAUUCAGACAUCAAGUAUAAUUUUUGCAGAAUUUUAAAUUAAAUAUAAAUACUCAUAAAAUAGAAAAAAUAUGAAAAUAUUUAUACAGUAUGAGCCUAGUCAGGUAAAAUAUGUGUGUAUACAUAUGCACAUGGAAAAUCAACUGGUAAGUAUUAUACCAAAAUGAUAGAAAUGGUAAAAAAAAAAAAAAAGAGGGAAAUUAUUGGUAUAAUUGCAGGUGAUUUUAGUUUUCUUUUUUAUAUAUUUUUAUAAUUUACAACUUUGUUCUUUAAUUAUAAUAUAUUCCACAAUUAGAAAAAUAAGUUAUUCUCUUUGGUCCUUAAAGCAAUCAUCAUGUUAUCCAAGUACAUACCAAAUAUUAAGUAUUUUUUACAUAAAACAAUUGCAGACUUGCUUCAAGAUGAUACAAUUUUGUCAUUUUUAUUUUUAUUAUUUUUUUCUUUUUUUAAUCCAUGAACAGAUGCAUGGAUGUUGUUAUUUUUAAUCUACAAAAUAGGAAGGCUUUCCUUUUCUUCUUCCUUUAUGAUAUAUAAUUAGAAUGAGAACUGGAAGCAGGGAGCACACAGCAAUAUUCACCAUUGUCUUUCCAACACCUGGCACAAUGCCUAACAUAUAGUAGGCAUGCAGCAAAUAUUUGACUAAAGAAAUAACUAAUUAAUUAAUAUAAAACUAGCCAAUUUUCAAAGAAUAUUGAUGAAAUGAUUCUUUCAAAUAAUCUUUUUUAAUGUCAGUCUUUUUUUAGGAUACAAUCCAACAAAGGAGUUUCAAUGCUAGUAUCUAAUGUAGACCAAUUCAAAAUGUUCCUGCUUUUAUUUGUAGACCACUUCUCUAGACACAGUACAGUGCAAAAAGCAAGAUGUGAAAAGACCAAAGAAAUAUCUCACCACCUUCCAUUUUGCCAGAAUUCCAUUUUGCCCCAGAAUUCUGUAAUCUUCCUGGGAAAUUUUUGUUUGGAAAACAAAUCUCCCUUAAGUUAUAACACCACCUGUUGUUCCAAACCCUCUCUCUCUCAUCUUCUUUCUUUCUCUGUCUUCCCUAGAAUCUCUGGGCAUUUGGCUUGCAGUUGGAGAACCCAAGCCAAUUUCUUUUGAGGAGGUUUAUUUCUUAUUAUUAUUUCUUAUUUAUUUCUUAUUUUUUUGGAGGAGGCCACAGUGACUUCCUCCAUGGGAAAAGAGAGACCACUAUACUGUAUCUCUACCUUGGAGAGCACAACUUUUAAUUCUUAGAGAGCCAUUUUGCAUUAAUAGAAACACCCUGGGAUCUGCACUGUAAUGACAUCACAAUUUUGGAUGCUCUCUAAGCCCUGGUGGCCUCAUCUUGAGAGGUGUAUUUUUUUUUCUUUCUUCCAUUACAUAUGCACUCUCCUAUUGCUUUCCAGGACAACAGUAUUGCCCUGUUCUGUUCAGAGAGGUACUUUUCCCACCAAAAGCCAUUUUGUCUUGUGUUGUAGUCAAAUAUCCCCAUUCUUUUUUUUUCUGACAUAAACAAUCUCUAGAUAAAAACUUGAUAAUCUGUCAUCUUUGAUUUACAUUUUAAAAUAGCAUGAUAUGAAAAAGAAUCAUUCUAGAAGUCAAGAUAUUUGGAUUCUUGUCCUUACUGUUUUUCUCUCAGCCAGAUGUUAAAAUGCAUAGCAGUUAAAUGAACUGUAGUCUCAAUUUUUCUUAAGAAAUAUCUUAAUAUCUUCUACCUCUAACAAUCUUUGAUUAUUUCAUUAAUUUUUUGCUCAAUCAAUGGCAUUUACUGAAUUCUUAAUUUCCUAGUACUGUGUAAGGUAUUUAUUUGGGGUACACAAAUGACUGAGAUUCUCUUCUAUUAUACAAGAUUCAUUGCUUUUUUCAUGAAACUGUGAGGGAGACAAUUAUUUUAUAACUGAAAUGUUUAAUCUUGAUUUCUGACUGAGCUUCUUAGGGACUUUGUAAACUAGAGCAUUAAGUUUCAUGAUAUCAUUCUGUCAAGAAGACAACAAAUUGGCUGGGCGUGGUGGCUCACGCCUGUAAUCCCAGCACUUCGGGAGGCUGAAGUGGGUGGAUCACCUGAGGUCAGAAGUUAGCCUAGCCAACUUGGUAAAACCCCAUCUCUCCUAAAAAUACAAAAAUUAGCUGGGCAUUGUGGCGGGUGCCUGUAGUCCCAGCUACUCAGGAGGCUAAGGCAGGAGAAUCGCUUCAACCUGGGAGGUGGAGGUUGGAGUGAGCUGAGAUUGUGCCACUGCACUCCAGCUUGGGCAACAAAAGCGAAUGAAACUCCAUCUCAAAAAAAAAAAAGAAGAAGAAGAAGACAACAAAUUAUUUUUUAAAUGAUUCCUGUACUUAAAAGUAUUUGAAGUGUUACUAUUUAUAGGAAUGCAUUUAUACUUUUAUAAUCACAUCCUGGCUGUACUUAUAGUAAGACGCUACCUAUAUUCAUCUUGUAAGAAUCACUUUUGAUCAAGCAACUUUCUUGCAUGAUGAUUUUUCAGAUAAAGACUUUUGGGCCUGUUAUGCUAUUACUUUCAAAACAUACGAAGAUACACCUUUGGUGUCUUUUAAGAAAAACUUAGUACAUUUCCUAUUUGUUCACCAGUUGAAAUUGCUUUUAAAGGAAAGAAUAGCCAGAUUGCUUUCCAAGAUGAAUAGUACUGUCUUACACUUGACUGGAAGAGUAGAAUAAAUGAAUAAUUUUGUAUGCAAGUUUCUUGGUUUACUUACAACUUUCUGCUAAGACUCCAGAGACCUUUAAGCAAGGAUUCCACCAAUUACAUUUGUUGUCUGUAUGUGUAUAUAUUUUUUCCAGAAAGCAUAUGUUAGUAGGGCUAUUAAGCAAUUAGCUUCAUGCAUAUAGAUAGUUCAUUUUGCACCAAACCAUAUGAUGUGAUUGGAAUUUAUAGAAAACCAUCUUUCUUGCCAGAAAUUGAGGCAAGUUAAUUCUCUAGUUUGGAGAAGUAUGGUCUUAUGACUGCAAUCUGUAGCCUUAAAAAUUAGAAGCCUAGUAUUCUUUAUUUGAUAGCUUAGAAAAAAAUGAAUAAAAUAUAAAAGUUUUGUUUUUAUU